Molecule: messenger RNA, 1672 nt
Organism: Branchiostoma belcheri (Belcher's lancelet)
Lineage: Eukaryota; Metazoa; Chordata; Leptocardii; Amphioxiformes; Branchiostomatidae
Product: pyranose 2-oxidase-like
Exons: 10
Coding region: 51-1508 (485 amino acids)
Molecular function (GO): oxidoreductase activity, acting on CH-OH group of donors
Source: RefSeq, a predicted model, not a curated record
CUACCUUCGCCCGUCAGUUGCUUGACGGUAAUCCGGCCUUGCGUGUCCUUAUGAUCGACAGCGGGGCCCAGCUGUCCAAAAUACCAGGGGAGCAUCUCAAGAAUUUUUACCUGUAUCAGCGGGACGUGAACCUCUUCACCCAUGUGAUUGAGGGGCACCUGGAGCCUGUGUCUGUUCCCACCGACCAGUCAACCGUGCCGACUCUGGACCCCGGCGCCGCUAACUACCAACAAACCAUCCAAAAUGCCCAGAACCCUGAGCAGAAGGCCGAUGAGAACCUGCCGGACAUCGCGGUGUGCUACGCCGUGGGCGGGAUGUCCACCCACUGGACCUGCUGCACACCGACACAACACCCCACUGUGGAGCGCUGGGAUGGAAUAUCCGGCACGGAGUGGGACAAGCUGUACAAGCGUGCCAAGUAUCUGUACAAGACCGACUGUGCUAAGGGCCUUUUCACUGGGUCUCUGCGCUACAAAGCAGUGAAGAAAGCCCUUGAAAAGGAGUACGGUGAUGGAGUCGAGGUGACGAAUCUUCCACUGGCCUGCACAGCACGCACGGACAAGGAGGGAUUCGUAACCUGGACCUCGUCCAGCACCAUCCUUGGGCCGCUUUUGGACAUGGAGAAGGAAACGUUUGAGAUACUGGAACAGCACCAGUGCAUGGAGUUAGUCAAAGACGGCAGCAUCGUGCAGCAUGCUCUGGUCAGGGAUCUGGCGAACUUGGACAAGGAGUUGAAGUUCCAGGCAAAGCUGCUGUGGAGGUCUAACAUCCGCCCUAAGGCCUUAGGCCAUUACCUGUGUGAGCAGCCCAUGGCCUUCUGCCAGAUCGUGCUGCUGCAGGACAUCAUCGACGACAUCGCCAAGUCUAGGGCUGGUCGGCGGGACCCGCGUGACCCAAUCCCAAUCCCCAUUGAUGAUCCCGAUCCUCAGGUCUACAUCCCCGUGUCUGAAGACCGACCUUGGCACUGCCAGAUCCACAGGGACGCCUUCUCGUACUGCGGCAUCAGGCCUAACGUGGACACCCGUCUUAUCGUGGACCUGCGCUGGUUCGGCAAGAUGGACGAGCCUCAUCCUGAAAACAAAAUGACCUUCAGUGACAAGAUCAACGAUACCCAUGACAUGCCACAGGUCACCUUUCACUACAAGAUCCGCACCCAGAACGCGAUGAUGGAGGACAUGCUGCGGGCUGCCGGGGCCUUGGGCGGGUUUCUCCCGAUCACACCGCCGCAGUUCAUGCCGAUGGGUCUCUCCCUGCAUCUGACGGGCGCAUACCGUAUGGGUAUAGACCCGGGCACCUCUGUGGUGAAUGAAUACAGCAGGGUGUGGGACUUUGACAACCUGUAUCUCGGCGGAAAUGGCGUCAUCCCUACUGCAACAGCAUGUAACACCACCCUCACCAGCUCCGCACUGGCCAUCCGUGCAGCUGACUAUAUCGUCGAGAAGUGGGGCAAAACAGAUCAGACCGAGACUGUGAAGGGACGUGCCCGUAAAGGCCCCCAUGAGAAGUAAAAGUAAACUAAAUGAAGCAAAUGUCUGCUGUUGAAUUGAAGUCAAUUAUCGACAUUUCCCUACUUAAACAUGAAAGGAUUUUGUAUCUUGAAUCAUAACGACAUCAGAACAAAAACAUAUUUGAAAAUUAAUGGCAGCGUAAAUGUGAACGAACUAUAGACAUA